AUGGAUAUUAAUAAAUUUAAUUCUAACACACCAGUAAAAAAUGAUAAAAUAAAAAAUGAAUACAAUCAAUACAAAGAAUAUAAUGCUAAAAGUAGAAAAAAUUACGAUGCAAGUGAACAUAUCCACAAUAAUGUAAACAUAUCUUAUAACAAUUUAGUUAAUAUAUGUAAUAUUCAUAAUGUGGAAAAUGCCUCUAAAAAUAUGAGUGUAAAUAAUUUUCGGAAGGAUAUACAUAAUGUAAUGCAUGUUAGUAGUGUAAGUAAAACUCAAAUUAAUACAACCAACCAUAUAAAUAACAUAAAUAAUAUGGAAAAAAUAUAUGAUGUAAAUAACAUAAAUGACCCAAAAAAUAAUGAACAUAAUCAAAAAAGUCGCAUAUCUGAUAUUGUUCCUAAAUACUUUAAUAAUGAUAGUUUAUUAAAUGAUGAAGAUGCUUUUAAUCAUUCUAGUAAAAACAACAGAAAAAUAUAUAUUCAAAACGUACAUAAUAAAUUCUAUAAUAAAAAAAAAUCGGAAAAUUUUAAUUGUUCAAAUAAUAUACAGGGAAAUAAAAAAUAUACUGAACAAGACUACAUUUUUGUUAAUAAAAUUCAAACUGAUAAUAGUGAGGGGAGUUGCAUUAAUUCAAAAUUAAACAAUAAAUUUGAUAAUUUAAAUAGUUAUACUAAUACUAGAGGUUCCAUUUUAGAAAUAAAAAAUGAAAAUAAUGCAUAUAUGAACAAUUUAUGUAAAAAUAGUGAGCAUAAAAUGGAAGAAAAUGAAGUUUACAUUUCAGGGAAUAGUAGUAAAAAUGAGAAAUUGUGUUUGAGAAAAUUUUCUACUUUAAAUGAAAUUCAGAAGUCGGAUUAUAUUUCUGAAAAGGAUAAUUAUAAUUUUAAUAUAAACAAAAAUAAAUAUGACAGUGAUAAUACUAUUGCAAAUAAUAAAUAUGAAUCGAAAGAAAAUGUAGAAAAAUACAUUGAUGAUAAAAUCAGCUCUUAUCAUAAUGUACAUUAUAGUAAGUUACAGGAAUUAAGAAAUAUGAAUAAUGAAUUAAAUUGUAAAAUUAAAAUUGAUACUUGGAUUAAUAAGGAAAAUGAUAAAUAUGUAUAUUUUAAUUCUAUUAAUAGUAACUUUAAAGACAUUACAAAUAUUAAAAUUACUGAUAAAAAAAGAAAAAAUUUAACUGAAAGUAGUUUAAAUAAUAAUAAUAAAAAUUAUAAGGUUAACAUUUUUAAUAAUACUAUUAAUUGUAACAUUUUAACGCACGAACAAAAAUACACGGAACAUAAAAAUGAUAAUUAUUCACAUUUUAUAAAAAAUGAGAAUAUUAAAGAGCAAGAGGGCGUUAAAUGUGAAAAAGGGGAAAAUGCUAAAUUAAAAGAUAAUGAACAAAUUAUAAAUUGUACAAUCAUUGAAAAAAAUGAAAAAAACAAUAUAACAUAUAAAAAAAUGGAAAAAAAGGAAAACAGAAAUGAUGAAAAAAACCGUGAAAAUUGUAUUAAAAGUGGAGAAAUACUGUUGAAGCAUGGUGAAAAGGCGAUAAAUGAAAAUGAAAAAUUUUCUAAUAUUCGUAAUUGCUUUGUGAGAAAUAAAAAUAAGACUAUUAAAAAUAACAAAAAUAUUUGCAAUUAUGAAGUUAAAAAUAAUGAAAAUAUAAUUAAAUGUGAAGUAAACUUAAUUAAUGGAAAUAAAAAUGUAAGUAAAAGAAUUGAAAAUUUAAGUCUUGAUCAUAAAAUUGUGUUCAAUAAUUAUCAAGAUAAUAAAAUAUAUAAUAGCUAUACAACCUAUAAUGAUCAUAAUACAAAUAAUAUGAACAUGUGCAUAAAUAAUGCCUAUACAAACAUUAAACAAGAAGAUGAAAAAAAGGUUGGUUGCAAUGAAAGUCAAUUUUUCGAGAAUUAUAAUAUAAAAGAUUUGUGUGAAUAUACAGCAAGUAGAGAUAAAGAAAAAAAUCAAUUAAUUGAAAAUAUAUACUAUGAUAGUAAAAAUGUAUUUGUAAAAAAUAAAGAAAAUUUAACGGCUCAUAAAAAUGGUAAAAAUAAAAAUAGCUGUUAUAUGAACGAUAAUAAUUUUAUGAAUAUUUUAAAAAAAAAUAACAAUGAAAAUUUUAAUUUCUCAAAAAGUGAAAAAAAAAAUUAUCAAAAAGGUUCACUUAAUUAUUAUGAAAAUGAGUCCCAAAAUUAUCUUAGUCAAAACAAAAUGAUUUGUGAAAUUGAAAAAUCAGUUAACACAAAUAAUAUAAUUAAUUACAAUUAUGAUAAAAAAAUAAAAAAUGAAGAAAAAAAAGAAUUUAAAAAUAUCAUUCAAAAAUCAAAUAUAUGCGAUGAAAAAAAUAACACAGAAAGGGAUAUAUUAAAAAAUUCAAGGGAAUAUAGCCAAAUUUCAUCAAAUAUGUUAAAUGAUGCCCAUAUAAAUAAAAAAAUAAAGAUAAAUUUUCAAGAUGAAAAAAAUUUUAAUAAUUCAAAUGAUUAUAUUAGAGAGUCAGUUAUAAAUAGUACUGUAAACAAGACAAAUUUGAUAUCUCAAAAAAAAAUUGAAAUAAAAAUUGAGAAAGAAACAAUUGAAGAGAAUAAUUUAUGGAAUUUUGAAAAAAACGUCUUUUUGAAAAAUAAUUUUAGUCAAGGUAAAUAUGAUACAGCAUAUUUAAACAGGAAUAACCAAAAAGUAUUAAAUUCUAAUGUUGUAGAAGAUUUUUUUGAAGUAAAAAAUUAUAAUUUUUUAUGUGAUAAGCUUAAUUUAAAACCUAAGGUAAUUUCUAAUUUUAUAAAAGUACAACAAAAUGAAUUGCAAGAAUUUUUGGAGACCUAUGAUAAAAACAAAAUUACAAACAAAAAUAGAGAAAACGAAAUUGAUGAGUUUUUAGAAAUUUAUGAUAAAAUUAGAGAUAUGAAUAGAAAUAAAGAAAAUUAUGUUAAUAAUGAACUUUUAGAAAUUUAUAAUAAAAAUAAAUGUAUAAAUAAAAAUAAAGAAAAUGAAAAAGACGAAUUUUUAGAUAUUUAUAAUAAAGCUAGAAAUAUAAAUGAAAAUAUAGAAAAUGAAGAAGAUGAAUUUUUGGAAAUUUAUGAUAAAAAUAAAUAUAUGAGUAAAAAUAAAGAAAAUGAAGAAGAUGAAUUUUUAGAAGUUUAUGAUAAAAAUAAAUAUAUAAGUAAAAAUAAAGAGAAUGAAGAAGAUAGAUUUUUAGAAGUUUAUGAUAAAAAUAAAUAUAUAAGUAAAAAUAAAGAAAAUGAAGAAGAUGAAUUUUUAGAAAUUUAUGAUAAAAAUAAAUAUAUGAGCAAAAAUAAAGAAAAUGAAGGAAAUGAAUUUUUAGAAAUUUAUGAUAAAAAUAAAUAUAUGAGUAAAAAUAAAGAAAAUGAAAAAGACGAAUUUUUAGAGAUUUUUAAUAAAAAUAAAGGUAUAAAUAAAGAAAAAGAAAACGAAGACGAGUUUUUAGAAAUUUAUAAUAAAGCUAAGAGUAUAAAUGAAAAUAUAGGAAAUGAAGAUGAAUUUUUAGAGAUUUAUUAUAAAACUAAAAAUAUGAAUAAAAAUAAAGAAAACGAAGAUGAAUUUUUAGAGAUAUGCAAUAAAAAUAAAGGUAUAAAUAAAGAUAAAGAAAAUGAAGAAGACGAAUUUUUAGAGAUAUAUGAUAAAACUAAAAAUAUUAAUAAAACUAGAGAAAAUGAUGAAUUUUUGGAAAUUUAUGAUGAAAUUAAUAAUAUAUAUAAGAACGGUGUUACAAAUAAUUCGUCAUUCAUGUACACAUCAAGAAAAAAAGAUAAAAUAAAUGAUAAAAUUUCAUGUGAAAUGAAAAAUUUAUUAUCUAAUGAUAAAAGUAACUUAUCCACAAAAAAUUUAAAUAAAGGUAACUCAAAAAAUAACUCAGAACUUAUUCAUUUUUUAGGAACAAAUGUUGAAAUAUAUGAAGAAAAUUUAAAAGAAAUGAAAAAUAAAUUAUAUGAUGAUAAGUGCGAUUCAUAUACAAAUAGUAUGAAUUCAUAUAAAGAAAAUAAAAUAGAUGAAUAUAUAGAAAUAUGUAGCAAAACUGAAAAUGUGGAUGAAAACAAAAAAAAUAAAACAGAUGAAUUUUUAGAAAUUUACGAUGAAAUCAAUAAUGUAAACAAAAACAGGAUGAUAAAUAAUUCAUCAUUUAUAUGUGAUUUAGGAAAAGAAGUUAAAAUAAAUAAGGGAAGCUUAAUGGAAACGAAAGAUAAAUUAUUUAAUGAUAAUAACGAUUCAUACACAAAAAAUGUUAAAGACAAAGGGGUACAUAGUUCAUUUACAUAUGCUUCAGGGAAAGAAGUUAAUAUAAAUAAAGAAAUUUUAAAAGAAAUGAAAGAUAAAUUAUUUAGUGAUGAUAAUGAUUCAUAUACCAAAAAUGUAAAAAAAAAUGGGAUAUAUAGUUCAUUUACAUAUGCUUCAGGAAAAGAAGUUAAUAUAAAUAAAGAUAUUUUAAAAGAAAUGAAAGAUAAAUUAUUUAGUGAUGAUAAUGAUUCAUAUACCAAAAACGCAAAAAAAAAUGGGACAUAUAGUUCAUUUACAUAUGCUUCAGGAAAAGAAGCUAAUAUAAAUAAAGAAAUUUUAAAAGAAAUGAAAGAUAAAUUAUUUAGUGAUGAUAAUGAUUCAUAUACCAAAAAUGCAAAGAAAAAUGGGGCAUAUAGUUCAUUUACAUAUGCUUCAGGGAAAGAAGUUAAUAUAAAUAAAGAGAUUUUAAAAGAAAUGAAAGAUAAAUUAUUUAGUGAUGAUAAUGAUUCAUAUACCAAAAAUGUAAAAAAAAAUGGGAUAUACAGUUCAUUUACAUAUGCUUCAGGAAAAGAAGCCAAUAUAAAUAAAGAUAUUUUAAAAGAAAUGAAAGAUAAAUUAUUUAGUGAUGAUAAUGAUUCAUACUCAAAAGAUGUAAAAAAAAUUAAUUUAAAAAACGUAUCGGAAGUUGCAUAUGUUUCAAAUAAAAAAGGAAAAAUAUAUGAGGAAUUUUUAGAAGAUCAAAAAAAGGAAGUAUCAUAUGCUGAAAAUUCAGAUAUAAAAAAUGAUAUAAAUUAUUCAGAAAAAAAAUUGUUUUUGAGUAAAAAUGGUAUGUUAGAAGUAUAUGAUAGACAAAAUUUAAAAGAACAAGAAUCAUAUGAAUCAGAAGGAUACGAUGAAAUUAUGAAAAAAGAAGUGAAUUUAUUUAAAAAUGAAAAUACCUCUACAUUAGUAGACAAUCAUUUUUCACCAAAUAGCAAAAGCAACAUAAAAGUAAGUAAUGGUUUCAGAGCUAAAAAGGAUUUUGUUAAUCCAAGGCAAAGAAAAAAAACUAACGACUUUGAAGAAAAAAAAAUAAAUAUUAGUAAUAAAAAUAAAGAAUUAAAUUUAAAUAUUAAUUUAAGAAAUCACUUAAAAUUAAUAAAAUAUAUGUAUGUCAAUUUAUCAAAAAUAAAGAAGUUAAAAAAUAAUAAGGAUUUAACAAAUACUUUAAUGUUUACUAAUGAAAAUAAAAAUCCAUAUAAAUUUAACUGGUUUGAUAAUGAUUAUUCGUACUUUUUUAAAAGUAGAGGUAAAAAUGAAUAUUAUAUGUCAGAUAUUAAUGAACUUUAUGAUUUAUUUAUAUUAAUAACGAAAGAAUUGAAAAUCUUCUGUACAUAUGAUUUCACUUGGUUUUCAAAAAAAUAUAAGUUAAUAACUAUGUCAUUAAUUCGUAAAUAUAAAAAGGAAUUAAGAAAAAAAUAUAAAUAUAUAAAAAGAGAAACAAUAAAAAAAAGUAAACAAGAUUAUUGCAGUAAUAUAAGUUAUGAGGAAUAUUAUAAGAAUUUUAUUUAUGCAUAUUUAAAUGAAAAUGAUUAUUUAAAGAAAUUACACAAUAUAAGUGAUAUUGUUCUGCAAAAUACCCAAGAAAAAAUUAUAAGUACUAAUAAUAAGUCAGGAAAAAGUAAGAAAGAUAACAUUUAUGAAAGUGAUAAAUUUAAAUUUCAAGAAGAUGAACAAACAAGUUUAUCUAAUAACGAAAGUAAACUUUUAAAUAAAUCUCAAAAAUGUGAUAAAAUAAUGUAUGAUGAUAGCAAGAAUGAUAUAUAUGGAUCUCCUGGUAUAUAUGAAUUGGAUAAAUAUGAAGAAAAUAAGUUAAAUUAUAAAAAGAUGAAGAAGUUCAAUCGUACAGUUAUGAUAAUUAAAAGUAUUGAUGAAACUGAGCCUCCUUCACCAUUUGAAUUUAUAUAUAAAUUAUUAAAAAGAUAUAUUGAAGAAAAAAAAAAUAAAAAAUGUAUUUUACAGUUAAUACAAGAAAAUAUAUUAACGUAUAAAACACCAGUAAAUUUAAGAGUUGAGAAAAUUGUUAGAGAACAGGAGUUUAUUAUGAUUUUGAGUGAUAAUUUUGAUUAUAUAUAUUGUAUGAUAAAUGAUUCAUAUUUAAAAAAUUUAUUAAUUUCUAAUAAAAUUAAAGAAGGAUAUAUUUUAAGAAUUAAUUCAUUUGAUUUAUAUAACAAAAUUCAACAAGAAAAUGAACAUACAUACUUUAAAAAUGCUCAUUUUAUUUUAUCUAGUAACAAUCUAAUUGAUAUUGACAAAGAAAAUCAAUUGAAAAUUGGUAUAUCAAAAUAUAAAGCUAAAAGAAUUAGGAAUAUUCAGGAUUUUGGUAGUAAUUGUUUUUUUGUAGAUGUAAUAAUUAUUAGCAAGAGUGAUUUUUCUUAUGGAUUUUAUGAUCCAUCGAAAAAGAAAUUUUUUCUUUUAAAUAAUAAUAUUUAUGAGAAAAUUGUUUAUAAUUUAAAAAAUGAAAUUACAAAAAUACUACAUGAUGAAAAUUUUAUGGAAAAUAUGAAAUAUGUAAAAUUAAAAAAUGAUUUAAAUAUGUAUAUGGAAGCGACUCCAUUUUGCACAAUACAAGCUAUAGAUUUUGCCUCUUCAGAAAAAAUAAAAGAAACGACAAAUUUUGACGAUAAAGUACAAUAUAUAAUAAAUUCUUUAUGCCAAAUUAAAAUGUUUAAAAUUGACAAUGAAACAUAUGAGAAUUUGAGAAAAGGACGUAGAAUUCAAUUAUUUAAUGUUUUUGUGCAAAAAUCAAACAAAAAUAAUAAAUUUAGUCCAUAUUUCGAUGAAAAUGUACUAGAUGAUCUUGUUUAUAAUACAUUUCAAAAGAAAAUAAAAGACGACUAUAUGAAAAAAUCGUUAAAUCAUAAUUCUCUUCAAUCAUAUUUUUUAAAAGAAGAUGUAAAAGCAAACAGUUCUGGCAACUUUAGUGAAUAUGAUAAUUAUAUAAAAUGCUUUAAUAGCUCUAUUUUAACAAAAAAACAUUACACUCCUAUUGUGUUUCAAGCUACUCAUUCAACAUAUAUAAAUUUAGAUACAAAGUAUAAAAGUAAAUUAUUUGAAGAACUUCAAAAUGUAUUAAGUAUAGAAAAGAAUAUGGAAAUAAAGGAGAAUAAUAGUACAUGUGACGUUAAAGAAAAAAAAAACAUUUAUCCAUCUUUUAUUUAUACAAAUAUAUAUAAAAUACCAGUUUUAUCAACGAUACAUAUGAAUGUAUUCAAGAAUAGUUUAAAAUUAAAUAUGAAUAUGAGAAAUUUAUAUUUUGAUUUAAUUCAAGGAAACAUUUAUAAUAUUUCUGGUUUAAUUAUUCAUUAUACGGAUCUUGAAACUAAAGAAAUAAUAGAUCAUAAAUCUACGGAAGAAAAAAAAAAACUUUUAUAUUAUAAAAUUUUUUUGUUAACAUCAAAUGGUAAUUUAUGUUGUGUAAAUAUUUCUAUGAUUUUCCCAGAUUUUCUAGUUUCAAUUUAUAAGAAAGAUUAUGAGUGUAAAGAAAGAGAAAUGCUUAAAAAUAUGAUUCAUAUUGAGUAUGAAGAGAUAAAAGAAAAAACAAAUAUGGAACAUAAAAAGUUUAAGACAGUCAAUAAUAAUCAGUUGAAUAUUAAUAGGAAUGAUAAUAAUAACAAUAAUCAAAUAUUUAAUUAUUUAUAUAAAUAUGAAAGAAAAAAUUAUGAAGAAUAUAAUCCUAAAGAAUGGGAUUCUUCAAAAAAUUUGGAUAUUUUUAUAUUUUUCAAAAAUUUGGAAUUUAUUAAUUAUGAUGAGAAAUAUGAUAUAUUUAACUUCAGAUCUUACUAUCAUCCAAAUUUUGAUUUUUUAAAAUCUUAUUCAAACGAGUUUGGACAAAUAAAAAUGAACAUAAUGGAAUUAGUAAGAGAAAAUUAUAUUACUUUUGAAAAAAAUAAGUUUGUAAUAAAAUUACAGGGGAAUUAUAAAAUAAAUAUUGAAAAAAAUAAAAUAUCUUCUUUGUAUUUUUUAUAUUUGCUAAUUUAUUCAAAAUGUAAAUCAAUGGAAUUAACUGGGGUUUGCCUAAAAAAUAAUUAUUUAUCUAAUUUCAUGAAGAACUUACGGAAUGUAUUUGUUAAGUAA
Molecule: messenger RNA, 8316 nt
Organism: Plasmodium relictum
Lineage: Eukaryota; Apicomplexa; Aconoidasida; Haemosporida; Plasmodiidae
Product: conserved Plasmodium protein, unknown function
Exons: 4
Coding region: 1-8316 (2771 amino acids)
Source: RefSeq, a predicted model, not a curated record